Messenger RNA from Bipolaris sorokiniana ND90Pr, 1035 nucleotides. RefSeq lists its product as uncharacterized. NCBI's taxonomy places the organism in Eukaryota, Fungi, Ascomycota, Dothideomycetes, Pleosporales, Pleosporaceae. Gene Ontology annotation, molecular function: peroxidase activity; heme binding. The record is from RefSeq and is a predicted model, not a curated record. The transcript has 5 exons. The coding region runs from base 1 to 1035 and encodes 344 amino acids. Gene Ontology annotation, biological process: response to oxidative stress.
AUGUAUCUUGAUAGUUCGCCAAAGGUACAACUUUUGCAGGAUCCAAUUAGCUACGGUCCUUUUAUCAAAUCAAGUGGACUGGCGGAGUCUUUCUACAUGUGUAAAAUAUACAUUUCUAUUCAGACUCUCACUCUCUCGCUCACUCUGCUUCACAUUCCUUUAUUCCUACGGAUCAGUCUAAACGACACGAGAUUUCUUCACAUAUUAUUCAACAAAUCCUUACUUUUGGCUCAAAUGCAUCCUGCGUCCAUCGCCCUCUUUGCCCUUGCCGUGACGCCCAUCUCUGCCGUGGACGCCUCGCCUCGCGCGGGCACCUGCCCCGCUGUUUGGCAAACUAUAGCUGCCGAUCUCACGAAUAUCUUUCAAGGUUGCAACAAAGCAGCUCACUCAGCCGUUCGCGCUGUGCUCCAUGCCUGUUUGCCUCUUGGCUGCAACGGCAGCUUGAUCCUUUCCCAGGAAGAAUGCUCACGGGUCGAGAACCUUGGACUGAGAGAUCUCUGUAAGACACUCAACCAGAAGCGCACCCAGUAUCGUGUUGGUGCUGCUGACAUGGUCCAAUUUGCUGGUGCAAUGUCACUUUCAGCAUGCCCGCUCGGCCCCCAGGUUCAGGCGCUUGUAGGCAGAAGAGACAGCUCAGCAGAUGCACCACCAACCGGCCUACCGAGGAGCCGGGAUCCUGUCCAAAAGAUCUUGAGCAUGUUCGCAGCUAAGGGCUUCUCCCCUCAAGACGUGGUUGCGCUACUUGGAACACACAGCAUAGUGAUCCAGACGAAGGCCGGUACUGCCCCUUAUAGUCUUCAAAGCGAUCGUCUCAUGUCUAGCGCGGCCGAGGCCGUCUUCGCAAAGUCGACAACGUUAUGGGCCAAUGCUUUCACAAGUGCAUGGAACCGGUUCGCGGUCAUUGGCAACAACGUACAGAGUCUCCAGGACUGCUCUCAUCUUGUCCCCAAGUCCAAAGUUCCUCGUGGCAGACAGGUGGCUCAUGCACAAAUGAUGGAAAAGUUGACCAAGAAGUUCAUAGCAGAGGAGCACUAA